CUGCCAUAUAAUUGGUUGCUAAAUGAAGAACGAGGUCAAAUAAAUCUACAGAUAGGGACUUCCUUUAAACAGUGCUGCCAUAUGUUAAAAAUAUUUGUUGUCAUGCGCGCCAAAUUCAAGCUCAUCUGUUACUAUAGCGACGAUAACAGUAUGUCUAGCGGCAUUACUGACACAACUAGAUUCUUUUUAAUCGUUGUGUUAUACUUCAGCAAUAUGCCUAUAAUUGUGAAGGAUUACACGUGGUCGCAAACAAAUAAUGUCGUGCAUAUAAGAAUACCCUUAAAUCCCGUAAGCCAUGAAAAAGUCGAUUUGUUUCCGACGGACAAGUAUAUCAAAGCUAAUUUUAGCCCAUUUUUGUUUGAAGUAUUUCUGCUCCACGAUGUAAACAUUAAAAAAAGUAAAUGCAUCGUGAACGAUGACUUGAUAACUUUAGAUUUAGUCAAGUAUGAAGACAUUACAUGGGAUAGUUUACAAAAGGAUUUGACUAAAGCAGAGAAGCAUGAAAUAAGACAAGAAGUCCUAGAAAGGUGCCAGGAGGAAGCUAAGCAAGAGUCUGAGGACAAAAAAGUAAAAAAAAGUCAAUUGGAUAGGUUCGCAGUGCAGCAGGCUAUGGAAAUAGACAAUAAACAACAUAACCUGAUGGACUCUCGGCGUGAUGCGGAGAGAAAAAAAGCUAUGGAUGCAUUAGAGGAGUGGAGAGUUGGUACUAACGAUGAGCAGAAGGGCACAGCACCAAAAGCGAUAACAGCUCCGCCACUGGAGCGUAGAGGUGUGGAAAUCGUAGAGUUACCCCCUUCAGACGAAGAAACUGACAAAAAGGAAGAUGUUCCUCCUUUAGAAUCAAGCAUAGUGCCAAAAGAAAUCCACCAGAGUUAUACAACUCCAAGAAAACCAAUUAAAACGCCGGUUAAAUCUGAGUACGUCGAGAAGAAAAAGCAGGAAACAGCCAAGAGAGUGCUACCAAGGUUGAGACAGACAAUGGAAUUGGAAAUAAAACAUACUCCGAGAACAUUUCCUACACCUAGCAGGGAGUCCACGGCGGAGGAAGAACAAGCCUGGCUCAAGAAUAUCACGUUAGCUAGGCGAGCUACUGGUUUCGUUUCCGAGGACCUCAGGCCAGAAGAACAGGAUCCGCAAUGGUGCAAAGAGAAAGGCGACGAGUUCUUCCGGAGCGGGAACUUCCUAGGAGCCAUAAGCGCAUACACGCACGGCAUCACACUGUCUGACAAGCUGCCCAGUCUGUUCGCAAAUAGAUCAGCCACGCACUUCGCGUUGGGAAACUUUAAUAAAUGUUUGAACGACUGCUCAACAGCUUUGGAUCUGAUGAAACCACCUUGCGAGAGCAACCGGCGCAGCAGAGCGAAAUGCAUGGCACGGCGCGCGGCGGCCCUCGCCCGACUUGGUUACCUCAACAAGGCAAUAGACGAAAUGAAAGCGGCCGGCAAACUGCUGCCAGACGACGCAACCAUCAAAAAAGAUAUUUAUGACAUGGAGAAGGCAUGGGAACAAAACCCGGAUUCUGAUUGAAUGCUUGUUAGCAGGAGAAUUACCAUGGAAAGAAAAAGAAAAAAAACUUCAUCACUUUUCUCAUAAUAUAAUAGUAUAACAGCUGAA
Trichoplusia ni (cabbage looper) is the source of this 1614-nucleotide messenger RNA. RefSeq names its product dynein assembly factor 4, axonemal-like. The transcript has 3 exons. Gene Ontology annotation, biological process: inner dynein arm assembly; cilium movement; outer dynein arm assembly. Bases 82 to 1527 code for a protein of 481 amino acids. Lineage: Eukaryota; Metazoa; Arthropoda; Insecta; Lepidoptera; Noctuidae. Gene Ontology annotation, molecular function: protein binding. The record is from RefSeq and is a predicted model, not a curated record.